AUGGAUAAACCACAUCAAAAUCCAGCUACGGGACUAGCAACGGAGGAAUACUCUACCGGUCUCAGACAAUUCAUGGAAUUUGCGCGCUCUGGUGAUAUUGUGUACUAUGGUGUCUUGCGUGAGAUUUUGGAAGUUCAGUAUCCCGGGUUGCUCAACCUCAGGUGUGUCGCAUUUCUUUGCGAUUGGUACGACCCAACUCCUGAUAGAGGAGUACGAGAAGAUGAAUUUGGUGUUACGUCAAUUCAUUCGAGAAGAAGGUUGGACAACUACGAUCCUUUCAUACUUGCUUCCCAAGCAGACCAAGUUUGUUACAUUCCUUAUCCUCGUGUUGAGAGCAGACAAGAUCCUUGGGUCGUAGUGACAUCGAUUAGUCCAAGAGGAAAGGUGUAUGGCGUUUCAGAGCACGCUCCUUUACAACAAAACACAAGUGGGGUUUUAGGUGCUAUCGAUCAGUCCCUCAAUGUCGAGCUUGUAGUUGACUUAACCAUCGAUGGAGAUGAUGAGAUAUUUGAAGAUUCAGAGGAAGAUCUAGAUAUUGGAGAGUUUGAAGAAAAAUCGGAUUCCGCAAAUUCAGACGAUUAUAGUUCAGAUUCAGAGUAG
Microthlaspi erraticum is the source of this 600-nucleotide messenger RNA. The record is from the annotation of a GenBank genome assembly. NCBI's taxonomy places the organism in Eukaryota, Viridiplantae, Streptophyta, Magnoliopsida, Brassicales, Brassicaceae.